Molecule: messenger RNA, 1479 nt
Organism: Tripterygium wilfordii
Lineage: Eukaryota; Viridiplantae; Streptophyta; Magnoliopsida; Celastrales; Celastraceae
Exons: 5
Coding region: 71-1348 (425 amino acids)
Source: RefSeq, a predicted model, not a curated record
UAACAAAUAAAAUUCUCCCAAAGUUUUUGUUAAAGGUUCAAAGUUCAAACCCUUGAAUCUCCCGCGAAAAAUGACGAAUCGUCGCCGGAGAUCGCAGAUUCCCGUCGCUCCUUCACCAUCUACGGCGGGGAUUCGAAUCAUGCUCACAACACUCGUCUCUCGCCAUGAGGAAAUGAAGUUCGCGUUUCGCCGGCUCAAUUCUCAGAUCAAAACCGGAUUGCUUGAAGCUGAAGAGGUGUUUACUUCUCUUGCGAUUCCACUGAUGAAGCUUGUUGGAUUGAAGACCGAGGAAAUGGCCGAUGAAGGACGGUUCACCACCAUUAUCAUCGAUAAUGAUCACCCUUGCGGAAACGGGAUGAACCAGGACGUAACUGGAUCUCCGAUGGCAUCGUCAGUGGCUUCAGGACGCCACCAUAAUAGUCAUAUUACUGGAUUCGAGGCAGAAAGAUAUGCUACUAAAGCCACCAUGGCAGGCAAAGAACUCAUGGAUAAACAGCAAACUCAAUUUAUACAACUCAUCCAGCUCCUGAAACAAAUUGAAACCCAAGUCAAUUUUCGCAACGAUGACAUCCUGCAGACCCUAGCUAACCACCAAAACUCUCUCCAAAAACUCUUCCAAAGAGCCAUUCGUUUCAUAUGCACCUUUCAUGGUCAGAACCGAGACGCUUUUCUCAUCACAUUGAAACUUCUUCAAGCCGUAUUUGAUAAUGUGGGAGCAGUCCUCAGUACAGUAGAGGAUGGUGUGGGGAACCUAAUGCAGGAUUUAGCCGAAAAAAUGUGUAAUCCAAUGACAGCGUAUGUCAAGGGCCUCAAGGAUGAUAUAAAAAGAGGAACAUGUGCACGCUUACUGGUCACAGUGAAGGAGAUGGAAGGAGCAAUUCAAAAUGGAAGGAUUGAGUUGGAGGCAACAAGGAAGAAGGCCGCCAUAGCUGAAGAGGAGAAAAUGAAGGCAUUAUGCAAGUUCAGGGAAACAGAAGAACGACUUACGAGAACUAAGGAGCAUUGUGGGUUCCUUAUUAGAGCCAAACAAGAGCCUAUCGAACCUUUGGUUCCACAUGAGUACUUGGGCAUGGAGGAAGAUCAAGCAAAAGUUGACAAGCUAAUGAAGAGAAAGAGAAAGAUUCGAACACCAGAGAGCCCUAUGGGACCUAAUGAGCUCCUGUACUACAAGACCAAUAAUAAGCAGCAUAGACCCUCUGAAGCUAGAGCCCUUAUUAGUCACGGACCUGUGACGAGGAGUUACUCUAGAGGGCUAGUACCGCAGACUCCAUACUUGAAUGCACGAAUUCCACUGGGAUCAUCACCUACAGUGGCAAUUCAGCAUUUGAGCAGGCGCAUUACUUCUUAAAUUCAUUCUUGAGGUUGUAGGACUGGCUCUACUGCUUGCAACUAAAUUGGUUGGAUUUCUUCAAUGAGCAAACAACUUGUUAAACUCUUCUGGGAGUCUCAGUUAAUGAGAAUUAACCUAAUUGUCGUUCU